AUGCUAUUACCUCAAUUGAGAGUACCACUAUUACGUUCCACAAUUCCAACUUUUCUAUUUCAACGACGAUGCAUUUCGAGUACAUUCAAGUUACCUUCGAUGCAGCAAAAAUUAUUAUCUUUGAAGCCAAUUAAACCUAAUGACACUCAAAUUUCAUGUACAAUAUUUAAUCAUAAAGGUGAUGUAGUGGCAGUUUCACAAAAAUUCCAGAAAUGGAAGUUCUUGAGAGAUCACGAUCUGUAUCCAAGAGAUUUACGAAAAAUUGAUACCACAAACGUAGAUAUAAUCCCUAAUAUUCUAGUGAAAUAUAACAAAUGCAUCGUAAUUAACAUGUUACAUAUCAAAGCCAUCAUCAAGAAGGAUAAAGUUUACGUCUUUGAUACGGUUGACCAAGCUGCAGCUGCUAAGCUGGGUGUGUUGAUGUAUGACCUCGAAUCCAAGCUAAAUACAGAAAAUUCAAACCAAUGCUAUGAACAUAGGGCCCUCGAAAGUAUGCUGGUCAACGUCGUUAGCUCACUAGAAACAGAAUAUAAGACACGUCAAAAUGUCUGUAAAUUAAUUUUAAAUGAUCUGGAAAAUCAAAUAGAUCGAGAAAAGCUAAGGGAUUUACUCAUAUCUUCAAAGGAACUGACUUCCUUUUACCAAAAAUCUUUGCUGAUAAGGGACGUGCUGGAUGAAUUAUUGGAGAAUGACGAAGAUUUGUCAGGAAUGUAUUUAAACAAAUUAUUGACUGAACAAAAUGAUAACGACUUUUCCGAUUUAGAAAUGAUGUUAGAGAAUUAUUACAUACAAUUCGAUGAAUUUGUUCAACAAUCUGAAUCGUUAAUUCAGGAUAUUAAAUCUACAGAAGAAAUUGUUAACAUUAUCCUGGAUGCAAACAGAAAUUCUUUAAUGCUGUUAGAACUGAAAAUCACUAUCUAUACCCUGGGAUUUGCUGUAGCAGCAUUGAUACCUGCAUUUUAUGGGAUGAAUUUGAAAAAUUUCAUUGAAGAUUCCCAUUUUGGCUUCAUAGGUGCUGUGUUCUUCUCUAUAAUUGGAGGCUAUAUCACCGUUAAAAAGGGAUUCCAAUUAUUAAGGAACGUAACUAGAUUGUCUAUGGUUAGUUCUGGCCCUCGUAUCACGUCUUUAAAUCCAAAAAUUACUACCCAUCCUGUUAAUAUGGCUAAAAAGAGACCACUAUGGCAUAGAAUGCUUGGAAAAUUCAAAUUUGCCCACAAAAUAGAGGGCCCUAGAUCUACAUGGACACGAGAGGAUAAAGACCUGGUAUGGAAAUGGCUGAUAGAAGAUAAAAAGGACUAG
Kazachstania africana CBS 2517 is the source of this 1299-nucleotide messenger RNA. It is a transcript of the gene MRS2, whose product is annotated as Mrs2p. The record is from RefSeq and is a predicted model, not a curated record. Gene Ontology annotation, cellular component: mitochondrial inner membrane. Gene Ontology annotation, biological process: mitochondrial magnesium ion transmembrane transport. The coding region runs from base 1 to 1299 and encodes 432 amino acids. Gene Ontology annotation, molecular function: magnesium ion transmembrane transporter activity. The transcript has a single exon. NCBI's taxonomy places the organism in Eukaryota, Fungi, Ascomycota, Saccharomycetes, Saccharomycetales, Saccharomycetaceae.